AUGAGCAUAUCAAAUGACUCCGAAACCCUACUGGAGCACAUGUGCCAAUUGCAAAUCGAUGGUCCAACUGUGGGGCGUCGCCUCACCAACAUUAUCUGCACUAUUGGGCAUGCCACACGUGAUAAGGAGAUACUGAAAGAGCUUAUCAAGGGCGGCAUGAAUAUAGCGCGACUUAACUUUUCACACGAGUCGCAUGAACAGCACAAAUCAAGCAUCGACCUGGUACGCGAAGCAUCUGCUCUCGUUUCCGAAGAAGAAGGUUAUCGCAGACACAUCGGCAUCGCUGUGGACACCAAAGGACCCGAAAUACGAACUGGUUCAUUCGAAGGCUUCUUUGAGGUGGAACUCAAAAAGAACGACAACAUCCGACUCUCCAUCAAUAAAGAUCUCAUAGACAAAGGCAGCAAAGAGACUGUUUAUGUCGACUAUCCGAAUAUUAUCAACAUCGUGCAGCCGGGUAAUAUAAUUUAUCUCAGCGAUGGUGCCAUUAUGCUACUGGUGAAGGAGGUGGCAGUGGAUUGUGUAAUCUGCCAGGUGGAAGUUGGCGGUAUUUUGGGCGCUGCCAAGGGAGUCUGGCUUUCACGUGUAAAUAUCGAUUUGCCACCAGUUUCCGAGAAGGAUCGCUACGAUCUACGCUUUGCCGUGGAGCACAACAUUGACUUCAUUUUUGCAUCGAAAAUUCGUCAUCCCGCUGCCAUACGAGAGAUACGCGCUGUUUUGGGCGAACGUGGCAAGGACAUACAAAUUAUUAGCAAAAUCGAUUGCGCACAAAUUCUAAAUUACUUGGACGAAGUCAUUCUCGCCUCCGAUGGUAUCCUUAUCGAUCGUAGUAGUUUGGGCAUUGAAGUGCGGGAUGAAAAGCUUUUUCUCUUACAAAAGGCAAUAAUCGCGCGCUGUAAUCGUGUAGGUAAGCCGGUUAUUGUUGGCACACAAAUACUCUCCUCAAUGAAUACGGAAUCGCGACCCACACGCUCCGAUGUCGCUGAUCUGGGCAAUGUUGUACUUGAUGGUGUGGAUGGUGUAAUGAUUGCUAGUGAAAGUGCGAUUGGGAAGUAUCCGUUAGAGACACUGAACCGCUUGGCGAGUAUUUGUGCUGAGGCCGAGGCUGCCAUCUGGCAUCGUCAUUUACAUCACGAGCUCUUGCUCAACAAUCCAGCGGUAAUUGAUGCAGUGCACGCGGUGGCUUUGGCAGCAAUUGAUUCCGCACAGAGAUCUAUGGCAGCGCUUAUUGUAUGCCUGACGACGUCGGGCAGAUCAGCGUAUAUGCUUAGCAUGUAUCGGCCUCACUGUGCCAUUAUUGCGCUGACGCGUUGCAGUAGGACGGCGCGACAAUGUCAUUUGCGGCGUGGAGUGUACCCGGUUUUGUAUUUGGAAAAACCAGAUCCCGACUAUCAAAAAGAUGUGGAUCUACGAGUUCAGUACGCCUUAGUUGCCGCGAAGAAAGCUAAACUCGUUGAUAAAGGCGAUUCCGUGGUAAUAGUAUCUCCAUGGAAAGAAGGCACAGGUUUCGCCAAUAAUCUGCGUAUUGCCUAUGCGUUCUUCGAAUCCCAGAAAAUUGAGUAUCUAGCAAAGCGAAUCAAUGCGAAUGUAAAAAGCAAAACUACUAUAUAUCGUGAGAGUUAAGACAACUGA
Messenger RNA from Rhagoletis zephyria (snowberry fruit fly), 1632 nucleotides. RefSeq names its product pyruvate kinase-like. Gene Ontology annotation, molecular function: potassium ion binding; magnesium ion binding; pyruvate kinase activity. Lineage: Eukaryota; Metazoa; Arthropoda; Insecta; Diptera; Tephritidae. Gene Ontology annotation, biological process: glycolytic process. The record is from RefSeq and is a predicted model, not a curated record.